Triticum turgidum subsp. durum (durum wheat) is the source of this 2334-nucleotide messenger RNA. Lineage: Eukaryota; Viridiplantae; Streptophyta; Magnoliopsida; Poales; Poaceae. The record is from the annotation of a GenBank genome assembly.
AUGGCUGGAGGGCCGUUGGGAUUCUGGAAUGACUGGGCGUCCCAGAUUGGGGUUCUCUUGAGCCUCUUCUUCCAGGUCAUGCUCCAUAUCUUUGCCAACAUCCGUCGGCAUAAAGACGGCUCAAAUUGGCUGAGGUUCCCCCUCUGGGUGGCGUACCAGCUGUCCGACUCCACUGCGACAUAUGCCGCUGGCCAGCUCCUCUUAAGCGGCGCAAAAAAAGACCACCACCUAAUCGCCUUCUGGGUGCCGUUCCUCCUACUGCACCUCGGCGGCCCGGAUAACAUCACCGCCUACGCCCUCGAGGAUAGCAAGCUCUGGGGGCGCCAUUUGCUAAUCCUUCUGGUCCAGGUCCUGGGUGCUGGAUAUGUCCUAUACAAGCAUAUUGUCGGUAGCGGGACCUUGCUCAUGGUGGCUGCCAUCUUGAUAUCUGUUGUCGGUGCUGCAAAGUAUGGGGAGAGGACAUGGGCGCUCCGAUCCGCCAAGUUCAGCAGCCUCCGGAGCUCUCUCAAGGUACGGGCACAUGGCAUACAUCACCAGCAAUUUUACACCGAGUAUCAAGACUGGUACAGCGAUGACGAACUAGUCCUGCAGCAUGCUCACUCCCUGUUUCAUAUCUGCAAGCGUGGGAUAGUUGAUUGCGUGAUUGCGGUGGAUGACUCGGAUAGCCAGAAUGAGGUAGAUUCUCUGGACAGCAAAAUAAUCCAGGGCUUUUCGAAAGACCGUCAACACAUGUGGAGGGUGAUGGAGAUGGAGCUCUCCCUCAUGUAUGAUAUCCUGUACACAAAGGCAAGCGCAGUCCACACUUGGGUUGGCUACUGCAUCCGUGUCAUCUCGCCGCCCGCCAUUGCCACCUCUCUCGUCUUGUUCCAGUUGAGCAGCAAAGAUGAUUACAGCCUAGUUGAUGUUGCCAUCACGUACACCUUGUUGGUUGGCGCCUUGUUCCUGGAGACGAAAUCGCUCCUUGUCGCACUAGGGUCAAGCUGGGUCUUUGCCUUCUUGUGUACCACACAAUGGGAUUGGCUCCGGCAUUCUGCUCUGUGUUCUGGAAGAUGGCAUUGGCUUCGGCACACACUUUUUUCUGUUCGCCGGUUUUGGCCUGGCAAGAUGAUCAUGACAGUAAGCUCAAGGAGAUGGUCAGGCACCAUGGGGCAGCGCAACAUGCUGCGGUCUUGUGCCAGACAGGUGGAUCCGAUGAGUCAAUGCCUAGGCAAUCUGUCCAAGAUGCUGAACCUUGGUGAGUGGUGGGACAGGAGGCAGUUGUGGACCAUUGAUGUCCCUGAGAAGGUCAAGAAGUUUGCAUGGAGUAAUGUCACAGCAAUUGAUAUGAACACAAUGGGCUUGCUCAGGACUGGAUGGGGUAAAGCGGCACUGGAUGAAGAGCACUACCCUGGGCUGUUGAUUGAGUUGGAUGUCUUUCAUGGAGUUGACUUCCAUGAGAGCGUCAUCAGCUGGCACAUCGCUACCGACUUGAUCCUUGCUGCAACAGACCGAAGGGGCGAUCACGUGUCUGACGAUGAGGUGGAGCUAGUCAGUGUACUGUCCAACUACAUGAUGUUCCUCCUCGUGGGCUCCCCCGACAUGCUACCAGGCCUUCCUCAAAACUGGUUGUACGAGCAAACCUGCAAACAGCUAGAGAAGAUACGCAGUAAACACGUUGCUGGUUCUCCUCGCAAAAGCGUCUACACUGUGCUGAAGAACUUGUUCCGACCACACCAUCACCGUGGCUGGAAACCUUCUGAGCUUGAGAAGGAGAUCGCCAUUGACAUACUGAAAGAGCUGGAAGACCCCAACUUCAAUAAUCCUAGGCUCAGUUAUGCACGCACUAUUGCGAGAACAGUGCUUCGUAGAAAGGAAAAUAAGGUUUGGAUGCUGCAAAGGCUGUGGUUGGACUUCCUAUUCUACGCAGCCAACCGGUGCAACAGGGAGGCGCAUGCGAGGAAGCUUGGCAGCGGCGCAGCAGAAAGUCACGCCCAGUUGGUGUUCUGUGAAGUAACAGGUUCUGGCGGAGUUCCUCUAGUGACGGAGAGCUUAAGGUGCAGUACUUUUGCCAACUGGCAAGUUUCAGUACUCCUACUGAAAGCAGUAGUAGGAAAUUCACCUGUUACUGGAACAAGACCAUCUGAUAUUGGCCCUGGCAGGUCCUGCUCAGCAGCAAAGAUAUGGCAGCAGCAGUUCCUGCUCGGCAGCAAAGAGGAGGCAGCAGCAGUACUAGGCGAGCAGCAGCAAAGAGGAUGGAGGCGCCAGCAGCAGGGGGAUGGUGGCCUGGCCAUGGCUGAGGAGGGAGAGGUGGAGGGUGAAGGGAGGAGGGAGAGGUGGAGGCGGGGCUGGAGGUAG